AUGCUGUCUCGGCCAUUAUCCACAGUUUCCUCCUUAGCUGCAAAGGACGUCGACUCGGCGAAGUCCCUCAAUAGGACCAAGUCAGAUGUUGCGCCUCGAACCUCGCAGGUCGAGGUCGAGGUAGCGGGUAUCUAUUAUUCGCACCUGCCAUUUGAAAUCCCGGGUGCUGUGGUGUUGUCUACCCCUUCCAUUUCUACCCUUCAACAAACUGCGAAAGAUGUCCAUCUUCAAAUCAACUCUGAUACGUCUUACGCAAACCAGUUUAUCAUCGUGUUGAACCUAUCCCCACAAGUGCAAGAGCUAAUAGCUGGGGAUCGAAAUCCCCUUGAGGUUCCCUACAGAUUGACACUUGAUGCACAGCACCAGAAAGGAGUCCUUCGAAUAAUGCCGUCAGGAGCUCACGAGCGGGUAACGCAGUCAUUUACAUGUGAACUUGUCGAGAAGCUACUCGACAUGGGAAUUCGUCCAAGAGCUUAUACCUUGAACGCAGCCACCCGGUACCACGGAAACUCAUGUGCUAAGGAAGCCGACCAGUCUCUUACCCCGUCGUGGGAUGCUUCUUCCGCUCAGGAAUGGCCUUCGCUUGUUAUCGAGACAGGUCUUUCCGAAUCAGAAGCGCAACUGCGAGCCGACGCAUAUUGGUGGUUCGCAAAUUCCGACUACAAAGUCAACAUGGUUCUACUCUUUCAUAUCCGAAGAUCCCCUGAGCGCAGAGUCACCAUCAAACUCUAUAGUCUUAGACCAACUACCCCCAGAAUGACCCGUGGACUACAAGCGGAGGCCGAGCGUACUCUGCUAUCCAAUCCUACGCUAUCUCAAACAGACUCCCUAAUAGUGCUGCGUCAUACGGCGGCCCACGAGAUCGUUAUCACCCCAAGCGACGUGAAUGCUCCGCUGGACUCCCUAAUAGCGCUACAUCAUUCAGCGGUCCACGAGAUCGUUAUCACCUCAAGCGAUUUGAAUGCUCCGCUGGUAUUAGAUUUCGCAUCCGUCAUGCGCCGCCGGCCAACCCCUAACACGAGAGAAAAAAAAAAACAUUACGUUCACGGCUGA
Penicillium verrucosum is the source of this 1053-nucleotide messenger RNA. RefSeq lists its product as uncharacterized. Bases 1 to 1053 code for a protein of 350 amino acids. Lineage: Eukaryota; Fungi; Ascomycota; Eurotiomycetes; Eurotiales; Aspergillaceae. The record is from RefSeq and is a predicted model, not a curated record. The transcript has a single exon.